AGAGCAUUUACAUGUCAGCUUGGAAUCUGUCAUUAGAGUCGAAAUCAACACGAACCCGUACCGUGAAAUACAAGAAUAUAUUGAGGGCCAAAACUUAGCCAAAUGUAGUGGUUAUUCCUAGGAAAUCUCGAUGAACUUGAUUGCUAUUGUUGUCGUAGUUGGAAUCUACAGUGUCUUAGGGUCCUCGGACUCGAAGCCUGCACUUCGCUUCUUAGAAGAACCCGUUUCCGCUAUAGCUUUGAAAAACAGAGAGGUUAUUCUCAACUGCAGUGCUACAGGCUCAUCAAAGACUACAGUUUAUUGGAAAAAGAACGAUAUUCAGCUUCAAAAUACCUCAUCGAGAUUCAUUUUGUCUUCUGGUCACYUUGUAAUAAGACGGUUUCGAAGUAAAUCGAGAUCUAGAGAAGCUGUGAAUGAUGAUGGAGUAUAUCAGUGCUUUGCUUCAAACAACGAAGGAGUUAUCGCAAGUAGAAAAGCAAGGGUUGAGAUUGCUGUGCUUUCUCGCAAGUUCAAAGAAUAUCCAAAGAACAUAACAUUGUGGGAGGGGUCUACGGCAAGAUAUGCCUGUCAAACGAAACGUGCCCUACCAGAACCUACAAUAAGAUGGGAAAGAAAUGGACAACCCUUGACCCCUGGUGGAAGAUACGUGGUUCUACCCAAUGGUGUUCUGCAGAUCAUAAAUGUGACGAAAUCAGAUGAAGGAGGUUAUACAUGUAUAGCUCAAAAUAUUGCGAAGAAGAGAAAAAGUAAUACAGGAUGGCUGACUGUUAAGUCAGUCAUCGCUCCAGUAAAGGACACGCCCCAUUUUGCCAUUAUGCCGAGAAACACUUCAGUUGUCACUGGUCAUCUAGUCAUAAUGGAAUGUAUUGCUACUGGCGUACCAGUCCCAAGCGUACAAUGGAAAAAGGUGGUCAGUUCACACCAGGCAUUUGACGCCACUUCUGCAAACAAGGGGAGCAGUAAUCUGAAAAUACCGUCCGUCCGUGCACAAGAUGGCGGGGAGUAUCUUUGUAUUGUCUCAGGUGGAGGAAAAACUAUUGAACAGUCAGCCUUUUUAUUUGUCCAAGAACCUCCACAAUUUAUCGUCAAACCUCAACCCCGAGGUAUAGCAGAGGCAGGAAAGACAAUCAAACUGCACUGCUCAGCCACCGGUUCACCACCACCAAGAAUUACCUGGUUAAAAGAUGGACAAGUCUUGAACAGGAAUAGUAGGAUCAUGCUGAUGCACAGUGGACAGAAUAGAGAUUUGACUAUUUCAAGAUUAUCGGAGCGAGAUGCCGGAGUUUAUCAGUGCUUUGCUGAGAAUGACUUGGGGAGUACGCAGUCCAGUACCAGAGUGAUUGUUAGAAGAGCUGUUACAAAUCCUUGGCCCCCAAGGAACGUGACAGCUAUAGCUCGUACAGAUUCAGAGAUCAUUGUCGCCUGGCUCCCUCCYCUUGGAGACAACCGUGUCCUCGCUUACUCUAUCAACUAUCAACCAGAAGACAAAAGUACACGAGAGUUCCAAGUCGUUCGACAGGGGGUCAGCUGCAGCAUUAAAGAUCUACGAGGAUACACAAAGUAUACUGUGUACGUGAAGCCUUUCUUUCGGAAUGGUAGUGGAGCUAGGUCUGCAACUGUCACUGUUAGCACCCUAGAAGGGAAGCAUUGACGUCAAAUGGGAUGACCCACCAAAAAGAUACCAAAAUGGUAAAAUUACAGGUUACAUCAUUCAAUACUCAUUGAACUCUGGCCAGGCUAUUCCUCAGAGCAUACAAAUACCCACUGGUAUCCUACAAAAGACUAUUACUGGACUCAAAAGUGGCCAGGUUUAUAAAGUACAARUAGCAGCAGCAACUGCUAAGGGUGUAGGACCAUUCAAUGAAGCCAAAGUUAUUGCCGUUGCCACUCAGCYGAAAAAUGUCAUCAGCUCACCUACAAUGACAAUCAACGCACUAAACAGCACCGCCCUGGAAGUGACGUGGCUCCCUCCAGUAUUUGGGGCUCAAAGGGUCAAAGAAUACAGACUGCUGUAUCGAAAAACUGACCAAUCAAAUUCAUUUACUGGCCCAGUCAUCAUUGCCAAUAACAUUAAAAGACAUCUUGUCACUCAAUUAAGAUCUAAUACUCAAUAUGUAAUCAGAUUGAUGGCACACGAUGGUUACAAACCUGGACAACAAGCAGAAGAAAURGGCCGUACAUUGCCAGCUAAUGCAGACAAAGUAAAAGUUUCAUCACUCAAUGUCAAAUGUGUUCCUGCAAGCCCAACGUCACUACUAGUCUCCUGGAUAUUUCCUGCUAAAAAGGUUGCAUUUUACCAAGUCAGCUAUGAAAUCAAAGGGAAUAUUAACCACAGAACAGUCUCCAAGCUAAAGGUCUACACAGAGAGUACAAGGGUAACGGGUUUGAGGCCUGGAAGGACGUAUUUGAUACACAUAACRCCACAUGAUUCUGAACAGAAUAAAAUAUCGGGCUUUGCUGGCCAACCUGUCGAAUGUGAGACGCCAGAAGCAAAGCCGGAAUCUCCACCAAUAAAUGUCAAGUUUGAAGUGAAAUCUGCAACAGAGUUAAAACUGAGUUGGGAGCCACCUAUCAAGCCUAAUGGAAAGAUCACAAACUAUGUCAUUCUAUACAGUGAAGACAAAGAGCUACCAGAAAAGGACUGGACAUCAAAAACAGAAGCUCUGACAAAGUUCUUUGCGAGAUUCGAAAAAUACGUUACGUCGCAAAUAAUAGGUUUAACUGCAAAUGCCACAUACUAUCUUAAAAUCAAAGCAGGCAAUAAACAAGGCUAUGGACCAUUCACAAAUCUUAUUAAAGUAUCGAUGGUCAAGCCAGACGAGGCAUCACUAGUCGAUGAAGCACCUGUUGUAAGUUAUAGAUUAAGUUCUGGUACAGCUGUGGAGGUCUCAUGGCGUCAUGCGGUCACAAGUUUAGGAAAGCCGAUCAAUUAUAGAUUGAUAUACACUGAAAACCCAGAAUUGGACAGUUCCAUGUGGCUUGAGCUUGUCGUCCCUGUUACAUGGGCUAUGAGAUCUGAGAGAAGAGUUGUUGUACAGUUGCCUAGUCUAAUGGCUAAUCAGACCUAUUAUGUGAAGGUCCAAGCCAGAUAUCCAAAUCAGGAGGGGUCGUGGUCAAAGAUGUUGAAAAUACAAGUAAAAGAUUCAAUCAUGCAAAGAACAAGACUCCAAUAGACAUGAUGACRCAUAAUGGUAUUCCAAAUGGAUUACCCAAAGGUUAUAUGCCACCCAUUGCCCUAAGUCACCMGUCCAUAGCAUCCAAUAGAACAGGACUGGGAAUGGGUUACGAGGAAUCAUCAGGAGGAUCUAGUAUUGGAUCAAGUGUUUGUCAGUGUAGAUGCACUUGUAGUGCAGGACGGUUUCUACCUCCAAUUCCUGCCUUGCAACCAAAGCCACCACAGAAGCAGCUGGUUGGAAAUGGAAUUAUCGUAACUAGUAAUGGUCAUGUCAUUCCGUCAAGUGAUGAAUGAUUCUGUGCCGACAGAUACCCCAGUCCCAUUACAAGUAAUAGCAGAGCAGCAGAAUGGGAAAGUUGUGGUUGGAAAAAGAGGUUCUACCAGCCACAGCAUAUCAGUGGAUGUCUAACGACCAUUCAAUCUAACACAUAUCUUGUGGUAUUCAUACGUACGAUUAUUAUUCACGAAGAAUUUAUAUAUUAUCAUAUAAUACUAUUGAUACCAAUAUUACUACGACUAUUAUAUAUAUAUAUAUAAUCCAUAAACUACGAAAAACAUAUACUUCUUGCAGUAACAACACUAAAACCAUGAACACUUCGAGAUUUUUGUCACUUUUUGRAAAAUAUGUACUGUAAAUCAAUCAUUGAGUCAAUCAGUAGACCUCAUAGGUUGCUAUCAAUAGACGUCACUUCCGGUAAUAGCUGCGAGUUUAAUACCUUGUAGAAUCUUGGAGGUUGUUUUGAUCUCUUGUUUUCUGGUUUGAUGUCGUAGAAAUAGUCAAAUGCUGUAGUUUGAAGACUUAUUUUGACAUGUUUUGACUUAACAUUCGCUAGUUGCCCCUCAGUCAACCGCUUAUUUGCCCCCAGUCAGCUCCAAAAAAGUCACGUGAUUGAUAGUAAGCAAUUCGUGGUGUGACAAUGUUUUCCCAAUUCAGCGUGACAUACAUCCAGAGAAUUUAUUUUCUAUUGUUUUUACUCUUCGAAAUAUUCAUGAGUAUCCCAAAGGAUACGAAUGAAAUAAAAAUGAUAUCCCGACGGGUUUCAAAACAAUAGCUUUUCAUUCCCUUAGAGGCUUGUCACGUUCAAUUGGGAUAACAUUGUCACACAACGAAGAAGGUCAGUUUGAAUGACAUUUAUAUUGAUCACCCGGUGUAUUUGAACUCAAUCCUUCAUUUUAGAGGGUUUGAAAAUGUAGAAAGUUCAGGAAAUUAUAACCAGAAAAUCUUGAAUAGUUCAUGGUUCGAGUGUCGUCACUGUAAAACUUUUUAUAAAUAUUAUUUUUAUGACCAGAACUUUUAAUUAUCGACUCUUCUUUACAUUUUAACGUUUUUUUAACUAAUUAUAAGUAGUGUUAUAUUGAGUCCUCGACGAACUAUAAUGACRUCAUAACUCUAUCAAUCAGAACCCUUAAAAUAGAUCUUACAAAUUCUGCUUAUACUCUUACAUUGAAACGAAGAAAGCCGUGAACAGCAAAAGAUAUGCCUGGAAUGUUAAACAUCGUGUUCUGACCAAUCACAUGGCACAGUUAAUUAGAAAUGAAUUCAUUCUCGCAUGUGAUUGGUCAGAACACGAUGUUUAACAUUCCAGGCAUAUUUUAGGUGUGACGGCUUUCUUAGUUUGACUGUAAAUUUGGUUUUGUCAACAAACUAUUGAAAAAUAUAUAUUUAAUCAUCUACUAAGAAUUCAAAUAUUUCUAACUUGAUUAUAAACUUCUAAUUUUGUGAAGUACAGUCGAUUCUUACAAAUGAAUCCAUUCAUAGUGAGAUACUUAUUGCGUUUAGAGAGAUCUAUUUUUCUAGGAGCUAUUAUAGCACAGUUGGUAAAUGCUGGUAAUGAAACAUAAAAUCUACUUUACCUUGCUGAAAUAAAACUCGAGCGAGAUGCACUCCAACCUAGGA
Molecule: messenger RNA, 5072 nt
Organism: Actinia tenebrosa (Australian red waratah sea anemone)
Lineage: Eukaryota; Metazoa; Cnidaria; Anthozoa; Actiniaria; Actiniidae
Product: protogenin
Biological process (GO): cell-cell adhesion
Molecular function (GO): protein binding
Source: RefSeq, a predicted model, not a curated record